This is a messenger RNA of Diospyros lotus (date-plum), 1734 nucleotides long. RefSeq names its product peptide chain release factor PrfB1, chloroplastic. NCBI's taxonomy places the organism in Eukaryota, Viridiplantae, Streptophyta, Magnoliopsida, Ericales, Ebenaceae. The transcript has 8 exons. The record is from RefSeq and is a predicted model, not a curated record. Gene Ontology annotation, biological process: translational termination. Gene Ontology annotation, molecular function: translation release factor activity, codon specific. The coding region runs from base 35 to 1576 and encodes 513 amino acids. Gene Ontology annotation, cellular component: cytoplasm.
GUCAGUUCCUGCUUUAUCUUAUCACAAUGCUGCAAUGGCAAAACUCUUCUUCUCUCUGAAUAAUAUCACAAAAACCAUGGAGGCAAGCUUCGCUACGCCUUCAUCCGUCCUGCGACCACCGGUAUACUGCUCAAUAACCACUACGACAACAAUCCCAAUAUCCCCCAAAAUCGGUAGAUUACCUUUCUCUCUCCAAUUCCCGUUGAAAUCCACUUCCUCCCUUCACUUUCACCACUCUCUUGGUUCUCGAUCACCCUCAGCCUCCACCGGCCUGUGGCCUCCUUCCCGUUUUACUCCAACCGUUUUACUUGCGGCACCGGAGAGUCAGUUGAGUGUGGGAGACAGCAUUGAAACAAGGGAAUGGGCUGUGCAAGAUUUUUACUCCCUAAGGAGGGAUGUUGAAACUACUUCAAGACGCGUUGAAGAGAUUAGAGACUCUGCUGGUCUAAAGAAGUUGGAAGAUGAUCUUGCUGAUUUGGAGAGGGCAGCAGCAGAUAGCUCCUUCUGGGAUGACCGUGUUGGAGCCCAACAAACCCUUCUGGCACUCAAUGAUGUCAAAGACAAAAUGGGACUUCUGACUGAAUUCAAAAUCCAGAUUGAAGAUGCAGAAACAAUAGUUAACCUUACUGAGGAGAUGGACUCCAUUGAUGCUACACUUCUUGAAGAGGCUUCCGGCAUUGUAAGGGAAUUGAACAAGGCAUUGGAUCGUUUUGAGUUGACUCAACUGCUUUCUGGUCCAUAUGACAAGGAAGGUGCUGUUAUCUAUAUUACAGCUGGUGCAGGGGGUACUGAUGCACAGCCUUGGCACAACAGUAAGGUUGCUCCAUUGUGGCCUGAGAUCACAGGCUCAAGUCAGGAAACAGCCUCUUUGCUGAAUAGGGUGCAGGAUUGGGCUGACAUGCUUCUCAGAAUGUAUGUGAGAUGGGCAGAAAAGCAACGAUACAAAACAAGAGUGGUUGAGAAGUCCUUGGGAGAAGAAGCUGGGAUUAAGUCAGCAACAAUUGAAAUUGAAGGCCGUUAUGCCUAUGGAUAUUUGUCUGGAGAGAAAGGAACGCAUCGCAUUGUGCGGCAAUCUCCUUUCAAUGCAAAGGGCCUACGGCAGACAAGCUUUUCUGGUGUUGAAGUUAUGCCUCUUCUUCCUGAUGAAUCUAUUGAUGCUGAGAUACCUGAAGAAGACUUGGAAAUCAGUUUCUCGAGGGCAGGUGGGAAAGGAGGUCAGAAUGUAAAUAAAGUUGAAACUGCUGUCAGGAUUACCCAUAUCCCAACGGGCAUCGCUGUUCGCUGCACAGAAGAGAGAUCCCAACUAGCGAACAAGAUCAAGGCUCUGAGCAGGUUGAAGGCCAAGCUAUUGGUGAUUGCUGAGGAGCAACGAGCAUCUGAAAUUAGGCAAAUCAGGGGAGACGCGGUGAAGGCAGAAUGGGGCCAACAAAUAAGAAACUAUGUUUUCCAUCCAUACAAACUUGUGAAAGAUGUAAGGACAGCACACGAGACAUCGAACAUCAUUUCUGUAAUGGAUGGUGAAUUGGAUCCCUUCAUCAAAGCUUAUCUGAAGUACAAGUACAGUGCUGCCAUGUAGGUAGAUGGAAUAAAAUGUAAUUUUGCACGUAGACACUUCCUAUAACUGCUGUUUAGUUAUAUUGGCUCAUUUCCUCUCCCCACAGGAUGCAAAAUCUUUAUGUAUUUGUUUGUUUCUGUGAUGAAUGCCGUACCAGUGCUCGAGUUUUCUCCCCACUG